AUGGAAAACGUCGUUGAUAACACUUUCAUUGAGCCGUUUUUUGUCGGAAACUCGGUAAACAGACGAUGCUGCCGUUUUCCCUAUCAACUAAUCUAUUCAGGACAAAAUCAGCGCGUUUUACUACGUGGCACCGCCUCUUGUCAAAUGGUGCUCCAGCUACAGCUCCCGUAGCACUUCUCAGAUGAUUGUGCACAAAAACCGCCGCAUCGCCAUCACUUUCGAUUGUAACAAGAAUGCAGGUACAUUUUUCACCCAUUUUCAACAAUUUAUGCCGAUUUUCAGUACUUCCGUCGCCGCGAACUAUCGUCAAAACGAUGAUUCUCGCCGUGUUCACCGCCGCAUUUGUCUUCGUUGUCAAAUCGAUCCCCUUUGAAUUGUAUCCUCAAAAAAAAAGCAAAAUUUGAUAUAAAACCAUCCAUUUUCAGUAUGAUUCUGCAAGCCGCCGGAAAAUGCGACGAUCUACAAGACGACGAAAGCGACAACACGAGCGAGUCGUCGAGCGACAGCCUCCUCAUCGACGACGCCAAUGACAUCGUCGAGCAGACCUCGUUUAUGGAACGGCUCGAGAAGUGGGACGGCUCCAAGAUGGACUCAAUUUACGACUAA
This is a messenger RNA of Caenorhabditis sp. 36 PRJEB53466, 606 nucleotides long. The record is from the annotation of a GenBank genome assembly. NCBI's taxonomy places the organism in Eukaryota, Metazoa, Nematoda, Chromadorea, Rhabditida, Rhabditidae.